AUGAGCGCCUCCCUCAAGAAGACGGCGCUCCACAGCUUCCAUCUCGCUCAGCAGGCAAAGAUGAAUGCAUUUUCGGGCUACCACAUGCCCAUCUCCUAUGGCAGGCUGGGUGUGCUGAAGGAGCACUUCUACACUCGACAGGUCGCCGGGAUAUUCGAUUUAUCGCACGUGGGCCAGUAUGAGGUUCGCGGUGCGGACCGUGAGAAGUUCAUGGAGCACGUCACGCCGGUGGACCUCCAGCGCACCCAGGUUGGAUACGGAGCGCUGAGUAUGCUGACGAACGCGCAGGGAGGCAUCAAGGACGACUGCAUCGUGACGAAGAUGGCGGAUCAUCUGUUCCUUGUGCUGAACGCUGGGUGCAAGGGGAAGGAUGUGGCGCACAUGGAGAGUGUGCUGCGUGAGGGCGCGAUGAAGGGUGCGGAUGUGCAGCUUGUGCUGCUGGAUCGCUCGCUUAUUGCGCUACAGGGCCCGCAGGCCGCCGCGAUCCUCUCCGAGUUCAUGGAUGACGUGCCGGACAUGGGCUUCAUGCAGUGCCGCCAGAAGGUGAACAUCAAGGGGAUGGAGGUGCAGGUGACGCGGUGCGGCUACACGGGCGAGGACGGCUUCGAAAUAUCUGUGUCGAACACGGACGCUGUAGCGCUUGUGGAGCUCCUCAUGUCGCGGAGGGCGGAAAUGGCCGGCCUGGGUGCUCGCGACAGCCUUCGUCUGGAGGCGGGGUUGAACCUGUACGGCCACGAGCUGACCGAGGAUACCAACCCUGUGGCGGCUCGCUUCAUGUGGACGAUUUCGAAGCGCCGCAUGGCGGAGGGCGGCUUCAUUGGCUACGAGCCCAUCAAGUACUUCCGGGACAACGCCAGCAAGGGUGCUGUGCCGCGGCUGCGAGUGGGCCUCGUUUCCACUGGCCCGGUUGCUCGUGAGAAGACUGCCAUCGAGGUGGGUGGGAAGCAGGUGGGCGAGGUGACCAGUGGCUGCCCGUCUCCGUGCUUGAAGAAGAACAUCGCCAUCGGCUACCUCGACCGUGAGCUGGCCAAGGAUGGGGUGAAGGUGGACCUGGUUGUGCGGGACCGCCGCGUGGCUGCUGAGGUGGUCACUCCGCGAUUCGUGCCUGCCCGGUACUACCGCAAGCCCCAGUAA
Leishmania mexicana MHOM/GT/2001/U1103 is the source of this 1134-nucleotide messenger RNA. Its product is annotated as aminomethyltransferase, mitochondrial precursor,putative. The record is from RefSeq and is a predicted model, not a curated record. The transcript has a single exon. Gene Ontology annotation, biological process: glycine catabolic process. Gene Ontology annotation, molecular function: protein binding; aminomethyltransferase activity. NCBI's taxonomy places the organism in Eukaryota, Euglenozoa, Kinetoplastea, Trypanosomatida, Trypanosomatidae. Bases 1 to 1134 code for a protein of 377 amino acids. Gene Ontology annotation, cellular component: mitochondrion.